Oryzias melastigma (Indian medaka) is the source of this 5937-nucleotide messenger RNA. RefSeq names its product copine VII (gene cpne7). Gene Ontology annotation, molecular function: calcium-dependent phospholipid binding. Gene Ontology annotation, biological process: cellular response to calcium ion. The record is from RefSeq and is a predicted model, not a curated record. NCBI's taxonomy places the organism in Eukaryota, Metazoa, Chordata, Actinopteri, Beloniformes, Adrianichthyidae. Gene Ontology annotation, cellular component: plasma membrane. The transcript has 16 exons. Bases 576 to 2267 code for a protein of 563 amino acids.
CCAUCCUCUGUAGCAGCACUUCAGCUCCAGCGGUCCCCCUUUCUUUUAUAGAGUCGGUUCUGAAUCGAGAUAAUCUCAUCCCAGCGCAAAGCCCUCCCUUGCCUGAGCAGCUGGACUCUUUCUGCUCUCACAAGCAGAGCCUCCUCCUCCUCCCUACUCCCUCCUCACUUGUCGAGUUUCGGCAACCAAAUAUUCCAAUAUUAUUAAAGAAACACACCAAGCGGAGUGUUAUGGGAGCGGAUUUAACAAGUGUUUUCUGGAGCAAGGAGAAACAGCAGAGGUGAGAUGACACCCCACACAAGGCAAUAGCUCUGACAGCCAGUGUAUCAGUUUGGGUUUGCUUCACUCCCCAAGAAUCUCUUUUUUCUUUUUCUUUUUUGUCCUCUUUUAUUUUUAUUUUUUGGUGACAUCUGUACCAAGUCAAAAAACCAGACUCUUUCGAGAGUGCCAAGUCUUUACUGAGAUUCCAGAACCAAGCACUUGAGUUUUUUUUUUUCUUCAUCGCCUGGAGCUGUACCAGCAGCCUCACAUCGCACUGCUUUGCAAGUUGGCAGCUCUUCUCACUUUGAGUCAAGAUGAAUGAUGUUGAUGAGGCCACCUCCCCUGCGACCAGCCUAAGCGGCCCGGCUACAUGUGUCUCCAAAGUGGAACUGCGUGUGUCUUGCAAAUCCCUGCUGGAUCGAGACACUCUGAAUAAGUCUGACCCCUGCGUUGUACUCAUGGUCCAGAACAAUGGGCAGUGGAUAGAGCUGGACAGGACAGAAGUGAUCAAGAGCAACUUGCAUCCAAUUUUCGGGAAGGUUUUCUGUCUGGAUUACUACUUUGAGGAGGUGCAGAAGCUGCGGUUUGAAGUCUACGACAUCCAUGGCACUCACAGUAUUGGGACUCGAGACGACGACUUUCUUGGCGGAAUGGAGUGCACUCUUGGACAGAUUGUAGCCCAGAAGAAGAUGGUGAAGCCUUUGCUGCUGAAGUACGGGAAAUAUGCGGGCAAAUCCACUAUCACAGUGCACGCUGAAGAAAUUUCUGGCAAUAAUGGGUAUGUGGAGCUCUUUUUCUGUGCCAAGAAGCUUGAUGAUAAGGAUCUCUUUAGCAAGUCAGACCCUUUUUUGGAAAUCUUCAAAAUCAAUGAUGAUGGAACUGAGCAGCUCGUCCACAGAACGGAGGUGAUUAAAAACAAUCUGAAUCCAGUGUGGGAGCCCUUCAAAGUCUCACUCAUGUCUCUGUGCAGCUGUAAUGAGGACCGGAAGCUCAAGUGCCUAGUGUGGGAUUAUGACUCCAGGGGGAAGCACGAUUUCAUCGGCGAGUUCUACGCCACUUUCAGGGAAAUGCAGAAAAUUUCCAGUGGAAAUAAGGUGACAUGGGACUGUGUGAACCCCAAAUACAAGCAGAAGAAGAGGAAUUAUAAAAAUUCAGGGGUUGUCAUCCUCAACGACCUCAAGCUCCACAGAGUGUACUCCUUCUUAGAUUACAUCAUGGGAGGAUGCCAGAUUCAUUUUACGGUUGCCAUCGACUUCACAGCCUCCAACGGAGACCCGAGGAACAGCUGCUCAUUGCACUACAUCAACCCCUACCAGCCUAACGAGUACCUGAAGGCUCUGAUAGCCGUCGGUGAGAUCUGUCAAGACUAUGACAGCGAUAAGAGAUUUUCCGCUUUGGGAUUUGGUGCCAGAAUUCCCCCAAAUUAUGAGGUAUCACAUGAUUUUGCCAUCAAUUUCAACCCAGAAGAUGAUGAAUGUGAAGAGAUCCAGGGAGUGGUUGAGGCUUACCAGAACUGCCUUCCAAAAAUCCAGCUGUAUGGUCCCACAAAUGUUGCUCCCAUCAUUAACAGAAUAGCCAAGCUGGCAGCAGGCGAUGGCAACAUUAAAGAUGCUUCUUGUUACCACAUCCUGCUCAUCCUCACUGAUGGUGUGGUGACAGACAUGGCGGACACUCGUGAGGCCAUUGUGCGAGCCUCUUACCAGCCUCUCUCCAUUAUCAUCGUCGGUGUGGGGAAUGCCGACUUCACAGACAUGCAGAUUUUGGACGGCGACGAUGGAGUGCUCCGCUCACCAAAGGGCGAGCCGGUUCUCAGGGACAUUGUUCAGUUUGUGCCCUUUCGAGACUUCAAAACGGCUUCACCUGCAGCCUUGGCCAAGUGUGUUCUGGCAGAAGUGCCCGGCCAAGUAGUCGAGUACUUCAGCCAUAAGGCCAUCUCCCCUAUGAGCCCGAUGAGGGAACUACUGAGCCCCAUCCUGAGCCCACUCGCCACCACUCCAACAGAAUAGCUGCCUGGCCUGCUUUUAUGACCAAGCUUUUGAGCCUGCCGCCAGUCCAGCGGACUGAAAGCGGGAGAGGAUGUACGCCUCUCUUCUUUGGACAAGCACUGAAGAGAAAAUCCCUGUCAAUGUGUCGUUACUGAUUUCAUUUUUCACUCUAAGAAAAAAUGUUUACACAGAGACGAGAUUGCAGAUAUUGCGGGGUAUCUUUUUGCGCUCGGUUGGAUUAAGCACCCCCCCCCUUCAGCCGGACUUUCUAGAUAGUUCAGCAUUUUAAGCGCUAGAGAAAUAGGUCUCAAAGCUCCCCUUCCCCAUUCAGUAUUGAUGCAUGCACACCAUUUUACUUUGUGCUGAUCUACUGAAUUGAUAUAGGUUUAUUUUUUCCUCUGCUGCUCAUGAAGAUUCCCCUACAUAUUAUGUGUGCCUCUCGUUAUGUAAAUUGUUCCGAUAAUUUCUAAGUACGCUGCAAUUAGAUUGUUUGAGCUCACAAAAUUUAGUCAAGACAAAUUAAUUACAUAGAUGCCACAAGUUAAUGAUCAGACCUAAAAAUAUAUUCACACAUCCCCUUCCUGUCAGUCUUUCUGCCUGCGGGAAUGGCCUUCUUUUGAAACCCAACUUGUCUAAACCCUUUUAAAUCAUCACUUCAAAUCCAACACAAAAGAUUUCCUGACUGUAAAUGUGUAGUUAAAGUCAUCGAUUCCUAAAACGUAAAUGAAACGCUUCUGCUUUUGUCACAAAUUAAGAGCCUGCCUUUGCAAACGGCUGUUCCUGACGGCUUUUCCACUCAACAGCAAAGACAAAACAGGGGGUUGAUUGCAAUAGGUGAGGGUGUGAAAAACAAAACUGCAGCCUGUUCAACAAUAUUAUUUAAAUAACACUGAAGAAUCAAUGCCAAAAUAAUCAGGGGACUAGAAAGAGACACAUCUUGUGUGCAGAUCAUCAUGUCACCCUUCAAUUAUAACGCCACCAGUCUGCACCAUUUCAUAUGGAUUUUGCUAUUUUUUAGUGUUUUUUCCCAUAUGUAGCUGGAGGCUAAAAAGUUUGUCGUUACAAAACAAAACAGCAAAAAACAAGCUGAAACAAAGAUUUUCUAUGACUACUGAUGGAACCCAAUAUCCGGUCCUUUGUCGAGUGGCAAUGGUGUAAGCUGUGAAAAUCCUGCCUCCUGUCAGUCCCUCAGCCAGCCAUCCCGCAGGUGAAACCGCUCAUGUUUUCUGCUGUAAAUUUAAUUUCUGUAAAUAUUCUGCCUUUUUAUGUUUAUUGCUUUUAUAUGCAAAACAAUUGUAUGAGAUGUUUUACGAGACUCUCGUUCUGGGAGAAGCGUAAAAAAACAAGGGAAAGCACAGAUCAUGCUGUAAACAAACAUGCCAAAACAUUGAACCACAUUUACAUUUGACUUUUUCAAUGUGAUUAUUGUCAUAUUUACAGUGUUUCUUAAAACCAAAUGACAACUAAAGCUUUUCCCAUGAAUAUAGUGCUGUGUAAAUACAUUCAUUUUCAAGUAUCUCUUGACUGAAGGGUGUCUGUGUACUAGUGAAUAAAUAGAGAUACCCUGGAUUGGGCUCCUCUGUUUAGUGUAACAUGAGCCAGAAAUAUCUAUACUGCUAUUUUCUAUUGUAUAUAUUUAAGUGAAUGUUGGCAUCUAAGUUGAGUAGUGCAGAGAGUUUGUUUUUGAGCUAUAAUUAACUGCAUUUUUUACAGAAUGUGGGCAAGGCCUAUAAGAACAAGAAAGAAAAAGCCAAGUAAAAUGUUUUUAUUGCAAUGUUUUCAAAGUCCAGACAGCUAUUCAAAUGUGUGUCACUGUUUAAGUGGAAACCAAAACUAUUUUUUUUCUGGCACAAACGUUUCCUAAAUACAAACUGAAAUUGAAGUGUUAAUGACCACUUUUUUAUUUGUUUAACAUUUAUCAUUAUUACUUGAAAAGAGAAUCUAUUGUGCUUUAUGCAAAUUUGUUUACUAAAAUUAAAGUAAACUGUGGAAAGAAUAUAUACAAUUCCUGUGGCUAACAUUUAACACGAAUGACUUUUAAAUAAUUCUGACAGAUUAGAUUUUUUCGUCUUGUAAGUCAAUUUGUUGCAUAUAAAAAUGUAUUUGUACUACAAAUGACUUCGGACUGUAACCGAGCCACUUUAAGCUGUCACUGCCAGUAAACACAAGUAUCAAGUACUUAUAAAUGUUCCCCCUCAGCUGCAAAAGGUUCUAUGGUUGUGAUGUAUUUUCCGGCCCAGACAUCGGCCCUUACUGACAGGGUCGAAACACAGCUACCUGUGCUGUCUAAACCCCUGCAACGAUCCGCUGAGGAGGAUUCCUCUGUCACCGUGGAUCACAGACAUCUAUUGAUUUAGCAGACCUGUAUUGGAAGCUAUAAACUGUUUUACAAAUGUAAAUAUUCCUAGAAGGAAUCUUGUUUCAAUUGAAGUUCAGGCUCACAUUUGAGCUGAGCAGGAAUGACCCAAAAACAAAAAAGCAUCACUUAACUGUUAUUUAUUAAGGUCCCCUGUCUGGGUUAGCAUUUUGUUAUUAUGUACUGUAGAUAGCUUCCCUUUAAACAUGUACAAUGCAAAAACGUGGAAAGAUACGAUUGUUAUAACAACAAAAAGGUCAUUUUUAUUCAUGCAAUUCCUUAUUUUGGUUGCAAACAUUUUUUAAACAUCUGCAAAUAUUUAUUCCAAGCAGUCAGUGUCUAAAGAGCAUUAGCGCCCCAUGUGCACUUUGUGCCUUGCACUGUUCUUCUCCCCUCUGUCAUUCAUAUUGCUUUACCAGUUUGCCUCGGGUCAUGAUCUGCAGCUGCUCAAAAUUGAUUAGUUUACUGAUUUACAAUUUCUUCAUGGGAUCUGAUUGCUUAACUGAUAGAUCACUCACUUGAAGCAUAGGAAAUAUUUUAUAUGUUACUCUUACAUUAAUAAUAAUAUUAAUAAUAGGCAUGCUUUUCUUAAAAUUUGCUCUGACAAAAAUUCCUUUCACAUAAUUUUAAUGUUUUUUUUUCCCCCAACAUUCAAGUCUUCAUGCUGCUUCUAUUUUAAAUGACUGAAAUUUUGCUGAUUAAUAAAAUGCAUAAGUUAUUAGGUUAAUUAAUGGAAACUUACAUGUAUCUGUUAAUUAAUUCCCAAAUUAUUAUUUUUUUCUUGUGUAAUUUGAUUAUUUAGUAACUAUAUUUAUUGUGAGAACCCAUCUUUGGUACCAUGUCAGUGCAAGAAAGAGUGAGCUAAAAAAAAAAAAACUCAGUGGGGUCCAAAGCUCAUGAGGCCAUUUUACAUAUUUAAAAAUAAUUAGAUGCAUAUUUAAAAAAAGAAGAAUCCACUGUUGCUCAUCCUUUUCUGCGUGACAUCCUUGAAUUUCUAAGGUUUUCCACUAACUUAUGUGAACACAAGUUUCCCUGUUUCUGUUGGGCCAUUCAUUGGUAACCAAAAUGAGGCUGUUAGUCAAUGCCCCUUUAUGCAACUGGCGUAGCUGCAAGCUGUGUGGGUAAAAGAGAAGCCCAUGCAUCGUUUGACUUCUUCUAACAGAAGAAAGGGAUUUAUUGCAUGCUUAUUUUGAGUGUUAAGCUGUGCUGUGCAGUCACUCCUCUGGAUUUUAUGAUAUGCUAAUAUGCACGCCUGCAUUUGCACAAAACUCUGCUCCUGUAGUUUAAGCUUUCUGUCUUGCAAUGGGGUAAAUAAAUCUCAUCAUUAAACUUAAA